This is a messenger RNA of Hydatigera taeniaeformis, 960 nucleotides long. Lineage: Eukaryota; Metazoa; Platyhelminthes; Cestoda; Cyclophyllidea; Taeniidae. The record is from the annotation of a GenBank genome assembly.
AUGAACAAGAGUGAGGAGAAACCUCUUCUCACCGCUAAACGCAUUCUCAACAGACCCUCCGCAGCAUUAACUUUUCAGCUUGCAAUGCAAUUGCGUGAAUCCACGCGGGACAACGACUCUAACCUCACGCAAGCACUGAAGCGAUUAGUGCAUGUGCACUCUCCGUUGUUGAAGCGAGACCACGUUUUGUUUUCUCUCUCGCUCUCGCUCUCUCUCGUGACACUUGGCCAGGCAGAGAGCAAUGUUGAGCAGGAGAUUGGGAUUGUGAUUUGGUCAAUGGACGAUGGAUUGCGAGAGGAGUGGGAGCAUCAGUCGUGUGGUGGCAUUGCGGAGGGUCCUCGGUGUUGUCGGUCAGGAUUGGUGAUGCUGAGACCUUCGGCAUCGCGCCUUCGUCAUCUCCACUUGAAAGGAGGACGACAGGUGAUGAUUCGUCAUCGUCGUCGCGGCCUUGCUGGUACGAGAACAUCUUCGUCAUCCUCAGUCUCGUUGGGUACGCUAAGGCUCUCCAUCUCAAACACGUCUGGCACCACAUCGUCACUCAUAUCAGACAGUUCUGACGUCGUCUUCCUCCUCUGCUCUCGCAUUCUCCACAACCGCUGCGGCGGCAAAGACAGGAUACGAUGCGACGGCGAGGAGGAGGCACAGACAGAUGAGGGCGUUGGACAUUGUCAGCGCCUCUUCUUCUCACCCUCCUUCUCCUCCUCCACCUUCUUUCAUCCCACAACGUCGACUGCUGACUUGGCGAUUCGAUGUCAGCGUGGAGAGAGGAGGAUGAAGCCGUUGAACAAUGCGCUUCGGAGUGUCUCAUUGAAUGUGGUUUGCAUCAAAUUUUAUUCUGUGGAGGAGUACGAGGAGGAGGCGGCGGCGGGAGGAAAGAAGACGAGGAAGGAAAUGCCUAGUGGUGAUAUUGCUAGGAGGGGAGUAGUGCUGUGUCGGGAUGUAUCGUCGCCUCAGCCUUAG